UGGCAGAUAAAAUUUAGUCUGCUAGCAACCGCGGUGACGGGACUGGCGGUCGAUUCUACCGAACAUUUUUUGGGCUCGGUAUUUAAUCGUAUAUUUACAAUUGUUGUUUAACAUCGAAUCGCACCGUUGUAUAUUUGACCAUCGAACAUUGUUACAUUAAAAAAAAUAUUAUGCCCGGGAAUAUUUCAAGCGUAAGCGUACCCACGAAGGUUCACGAGGGUCAAAAGCCGGGUACUUCGGGUCUACGAAAAGCCGUCAAAGUCUUCACACAGGAGCAUUAUACUGAAAAUUUUAUCCAAUCAAUUUUGGAAGCUCUUGGCGAUCGUUUGACCGGGUGCACGCUGGUCGUCGGCGGUGACGGCCGAUAUUACGGCAAGGAGGCCGUUGCAAAAAUCAUAAGAAUCGCUGCAGCUAACGGGGUAGGCAAGUUGAUAGUAGGACAGAAUGGAAUCCUAUCAACUCCGGCUGUUUCGGCUAUUAUUCGCAAGUACAAAACUCUAGGGGGAAUUCUUUUAACCGCAUCACACAACCCUGGUGGUCCAGAUGCUGAUUUUGGAAUAAAGUUCAAUUGUGAAAACGGCGGACCUGCACCUGAUGCUGUUACCAACAAAAUUUAUGACAUAACCAAAACUUUGAAAAGCUACAAAAUUGCUUCAGGGAUCAACGUUGAUAUAUCUAAAAUUCAGAGUACGAAUAUAGAAGUCGAUGGAAGAAAUUUUACUGUCGAUGUUAUUGACUCUGUCAACGAUUACGUUGAACUGAUGAAGAGCAUUUUUGAUUUCGCCGCUCUUAAGAAACUUAUCCAAGGCAGCACGGAACGAUCUGCUUUUCAAGUUCUUAUCAACUCAAUGAGUGGCGUCACUGGGCCAUAUGUAAAACGGAUAUUUAUCGACGAAUUGGGCGCAGCUGAAGCAAACACAGUAAAUAUCAUUCCAUUGGAAGACUUUGGUGGACUUCAUCCUGAUCCUAACUUGACUUACGCAGUAGAUCUUGUGAAUACUGUUAAAAACGGCCCUUACGAUCUUGGAGCAGCCUUUGAUGGCGAUGGAGAUAGAAACAUGAUAAUAGGCAAGAAGGCCUUCUUUGUCAAUCCGUCAGAUUCGUUGGCAGUCAUAGCUGCGAAUUUGGAUUCUAUUCCAUACUUUAAAAAGACAGGUGUAAGAGGUUACGCUCGAUCUAUGCCUACAAGUGGUGCUGUUGAUCGAGUAGCUGCAGCAACUGGUGUUGAAUUCUUUGAAGUGCCAACAGGAUGGAAGUAUUUUGGCAAUCUAAUGGAUGCAGGAAGACUUUCUUUAUGUGGUGAGGAAAGUUUUGGAACUGGUUCCGACCAUAUUCGCGAAAAAGAUGGAGUUUGGGCAUGUCUUGCUUGGCUCAGCAUUAUUGCACACUCAGGUAAAUCUGUCGAGGAAAUUCUGCAAGCACAUUGGACCAAGUAUGGUAGAAACUUUUUUACAAGAUAUGAUUACGAAAAUUGUGCAUCUGACGCUGCAAAUAAAAUGAUGCUCGAACUUGAACAGCAUAUUAGCAAUCCAAGUUUCAAAGGAACAAAACUUACAAAUGUGGACAAGUCGUAUGUUGUUAAACAUGCUGACAAUUACGCGUACAAGGAUCCAAUUGAUGGAAGUGUUGCUCAGAAACAGGGUCUGCGAGUGUUGUUUGAAGAUGGUUCUCGAGUGAUCUUUCGUUUAUCUGGAACAGGUAGUUCUGGAGCUACAAUCCGUCUUUAUGUUGAAAGUUAUGAGUCUGACCCAACAACUUACAACGAAGAUCCCCAAAAAAUUCUUGCUCCGCUUCUAAAUAUUGCUCUUCAAUUGAGUAAACUCCAGGAGCACACUGGACGUAACGCUCCAACUGUCAUCACAUAAAACUUAUUAGCUAGUCCACAUUCGUCUACAGUACCUAGCACUUUUCAUCGCAGCAGUAUGUAUAGUAUAUUUAAUUAUACAAAUUUUGUGUUAGACGUACAAUGCAUAUUUGAAUAGUUUUAAUUUUAUCAAAAAAAAUUCUGAAUUAAAGUUCAAUAUGAUAAAAGAAGGUCCGAUUUUACCAGAGACUCGAUCAUAAACUUCUUUACCGAACUUCUCACCGCAGAAUGCAACCUUUGUGAUAUUUACAAUGCCAAAUACACCUCUUCAAUUUAUAUCGUAUACUCGAUUAUGCAGAAUUGCAAUGAAAUGCAUAAUACUGUUUGAUAAAAGAGGAUGCUUUCUACAAGAUUAUUACAGCUAACAACCAUGUUGCAAUUAGAUUGAAAUAGAAUUUAAAAGUUGUUUUCCUCAAAAUGUUCUUAUUCCAAAAAAAAAGCAAUAAUGUAGUGAUUAACAUGAGGAAAUUUUACAUACAGGAAGUAAGUGUUAUAUAGCUUUAGAUAUUUGAGUUGUCAUCUGAAAAAAAAUUUGUCUGAAAAGUAAUAUUGCUGCUCAACUUUUUUUUCACUUUUACACGAAUUUUUCAUGUACAAGAAGCAUCUCAAUUUUAUCCAUGAGAAUGCUGCAAUUAAAAUAUUAUAUUCUCAAACUUUGCCGAUACUUAAAAUUUAUAUAUUCUGAAUAAUAGAUUUUUAUAGUCCGAUUAUAUAUGUUCUUAACAUAAAUCACUUACUCGAAAAGCACAGUUUAUGAUAAAAGAAUGAUGGUUUAAAUUUACUCCGAAAGAUAAAGACGCUUUACUACAUUACUUUACAUUCUCGUACAAAUAAAUUGCGGAGUAAUGGUAGGGAUGAUUUUUAAUCGUCGAAAAAUCAAUGUCAUUGGCUGUCUGUAAGUUUUGACAUACCAACAGUAUCACUUACUUACAUGAACCUGAAAAGGGGUAACUUUUCAAGUGUCCAAGUAAUAAAACAAAAACGCUGAAUACAUUCAGUUAAAAAUUCGCUUUAGAACUAAAUUGAACAAUGCGGUCUAAUAUUAUUAGUUUAUAUUACCGUUAACUUAACUGUACAGAAAAUAACGACACAGUUAUCAUAGAUCGAUAGAUAUCUAUUGUGAUCAUAUCAAUACGAAUUACUUUUAGUAUUUAAAAAUUGCAACUUGAGAUAUAACUUGAUAUUGCUGUUUACCAGCUCUACAAGUUAUUCAAUGUAAUAAUUUACGACAUAAUUGUCAAAUCAUCAAUGUGAACAAAUAUCAGUGCCUGAACAUGAAUUUGAAAUUUAUCGAACGACAAAAACCAGCUCUUCGUGGCAAAUAAUGAGUUCCUCACAAUUUUUACCGCAGGGGUUCAAUACAGCUUACCUUUUAGUAUUCAGAAUGAAAAACAUUCUUACCAUUCUAAUCAUUAAUACUUAACAGUAUAUCAACAUGCAUACACUACAUUCUGACAUGAUCUGCUGUUCUGGUAUAUCGACAUAAAUUGCUCAGUGAUGAAAAAUCUAUCAAGCCAACGAUUGAAAUGGGUAGUUUGCUUAUUUCUUUUCAUAUGCUUUAGAUGCUCAACACUAUUUUUACAAUUAUAUAUAAUUUUAUUUUUUUUAAACAUCCACGAGACAAUUACGAACUUAGGUACCUAUGAUAUUUCAUCACGUUUUUCUAUCAAUCAGUAACUUGCUAGUAAAGUGAAUUUAUUCUGCAUACAAUUUGUAUUUCCUUAUCAAUUACUGCUUGCAUUAUAUAUAUUCAGUUAAUUUGUAUGGGAAACUUUAGUCAGUGCAUGGAUGUGCGGAAUACUAGUAAUUUUUCAAAGAUCUAGGAAAAAUGAUAAAAUUGAAAUUUUCAAUUUUCUAUGAAGUUUGAAAAAAUGACCCUCCACACCGCUAAGGUUGGACAUAGUUUUGAAAAUAAGAGAUAUCUAUAAGUUUGUUAUGAAAAUGUGAUGGUGAUGUAAAAUUAACAAUGACAUCAUUUUGUUUGUGAUGUCUCGUGUCUCUUCAUACAAAACUAUACAUAGAGUAAGUUAUACUAAACAGUUUAAUACUAAAAGUAUUUCAAGAAAUGUGAAUGUCAGUAUGACAUUCACCGAAAAAUUGCGAAAUAAAUUUAAUUGGUAUGGCAAUGUACAUUACAACGAAGUGUACAAACAAAAAACCAACUAUCUACAGUUUUAAAAUUCCACUGAAUACAGCGUUAAGUAAUCGUAAAGAAAAAACAAUUUUAUGAUAAUUAAAGAGGUUUAAUGGUAAUCAGUUUAUACGAGUAUAAUCGCAGAUAGAAAUAUUCUUAGUUCACUUUUUGCUUUUAUUAAUUGUUGCUUCAGCUAAUGGAAAAUAAGUAAAAAAAAAACACAAAAAAAAUGUAUAUAUACAUUCAUGUAACAUACUAAUGGGAUCUAUAUUGCUUGUAUAAAUGUGAGGUUAGUCUUUUUCUUUCUUAAAAGUUUUUUUCAAACAAUUUUGUUUUAGCGCUAAGUAUUUGACAACAAAGUAAUAUAUGUCCUUUAAUGAUGUAGUGUUAAUAGCUUGUGUAGUUUGCAACUAUCAUUUCAUUGUGUCAAAAUUCGAUUUGUAAAGGACUGUAGGUUUUGAUAAGAGAUGAAGAAUCCUAGAGAAAAACGUCGUUUUCAAGUACAAUGGCCAAUUUGACAUAGCAGAUUUUUGAUUAGUUUUCAUCUUCGGUCUUGAUUAAUUUUUUUGUGUUUUCUUUUUUGUUUUGUUUUUGCAAACGACGUUUUCAGGUGGGUCUGAAAUUUUUUGAGAUUAUGCGUCUGGAAGAUUCCAAUGGAAUUCUGUAAAUAAUCGAUGAUGAGCGGGAGGAUACUUGGGGACCUGAGGCGACACAAGCUCCCAUCCGACUAAAACCUCCAUGUCACAAUUCAAUAUGCACGUAGUUGUCUUGGAAAGUAUUUAACCUUUUAACUGCCACUGUAGCAUAUUUGCUACAAUGAUGAAACCGUUAUUUUUACAAAUAUCUACUUCAAUUCAAUUUAAAAAUCCUGAACGAAUUGGAAAAUUAGUAACGCACUCUAAAGAAAGUUUUCACUGAAUAAUUUCAUUUGAAAAACUUUUUAUUUAGGCAUGAAAUUAGAAAAACUAUUUUUAAAAAGUGUAAUUUUUCAAAUAUGUUGAUUGAGAAAAAUUUGAAGUGGUUGAGAAAAAUGAUUUUUUUCAACGGCAAAGACGUCUGGCCGUUAAAGCGACAAACGUCUGUGUUCUAUUUUCUGUUGAGCUCAAAAUUAAGAGGUGCCCUAAUCAUGUAAUUGUACCUAUGUUCAAAUAACCCGUAGAAGUAAUCGUGAUAAUUUUCCAUCUUAUGUAACUUUGUAAUGGAAAGUUUUGAAGUUUCCAAAGAUAUAAUAGAGUAUUAUGAAGCUUAAUUUAAAAAUUCAGAAUUAUUUACUGCUAUUCAGAAAUUGUGGUUUGUUUUUGACCCUGUAACUUGCUACUGAUUGUGGGAAAACAAUUGGAAAUUGGCAAUGCUCUCUUUUCAAUAUUAUGAUAGUAUUUUGCCACGAAGUCAUGUCAGAUAUAUGAGCUUCUCGCCUUAAGUCUAAUUCUCCAACUCCAAAGUUGGUCUGUUGACCUGUGGAAUCUUGACCUGAAAAAAUGACUAUCUUUUCAUUAAUCACUCUCAUCUCUAUGUAUAGAUUUGUAACUGCACCGUAAUUACAGCUUCAAAAAUAUUGUCAUGUCACGCAGGAAACUGAAAACAUGUAAGAUCUGAAAAUGAAUUGAUAGACGUUCUAAAUCCAUAUUGUUGUCGAUAUAUAUUAUUUUUUAUCUAUAUAAAUUGUUCAUUAGAUAUGUGACAUGGUCUCAGGUCGUGAUGUGGUAGCUGUGUCACAAGAGACCAGCGAUGACUGCCGAUUGUACUAUAAAACAUAAACAUAUAACAUUUGUACUAUAGUAAUUACUAUCUAAGAGUUUUCGAGUGAAUGCCUAAAGCUAUACGUGUUAUUAUCCCUAAUGUGAACUUAUUUUCUGUUUAACUAGAUGUACAAACUACUCUUUCUCCACCCAAUUCAUUUAAUUACAUUAGUAGACUCUCGUAUUCCAUUUGUUACUAAGAUUUUGUCAUGAUACAAAGUUGUUAUAUUAGUGCAUUUAUCAAGUCAAAAUAUUAGGCAAAAUGGAAUGUGCAUUUGAUAUGAUUCGUAAUGUCUAUGAAUAAUUUAUUACUAAUUUUUAUUCAGAUCUAUUUGUUUCAAUUUCAUUGUAAAAGGUUGAAAUUGAAUACAGACGAUAUGUCCAAUCUUGGUAAAUUGCUUUGUAAAUUGCUUAAAUAUUGCUUCGCUUCCAUGUCGGUGAAUGUUAAAUCAAACUCGUACUAUUAUUUCAUUAGCAUGCACGUACAUAGUAUCGUAUCAUGCUGAUCAUCCUGAUUCUACUAUUGUUACAUACCCUAAGUACCUUUAAUAACGGUGGAAGAUAUAAUUAGAGGCUAUGAUUGCUGAUUAACCAUCUACUUGGUACAUUUGUGGAAUCUUCAUUUAUACAUCGCAAAUAGAUGUUGAAGUUCCAUGUACGAUGUAGAGGGAAAAAAUCUAACUAGACUGUUUAAAAUUACUUGGGAUUCGAACACUGGAGCACUGAUUUUUUUCGUUUCUUAUUCUACAAAGUGAGUGAUGAGAAGAGAAGUUGUAAUCCAGCAAUCACACUUAACAGAAAAAGUGAGAUCAUGUCAGAAUAAUAUAUAACUUUAAUUAUGAGAUGUGAAAUACUUGAAACUUUGAGGUUUCUAAGUACAUUAUUAUAGACUGGGUAUCUCCAUGCGUAUAUCCUGACAAUAUUGGUUGUUAUUAUCAAGUAUUGAAUAUGUACUGUGAGCAGGAUCCUCUUACUAAGUGGCGAACAACAAUUUUUUCUGGUUCACCUUUUUAGCGUGGAGGGUCUCUCGAUUUGUGAAGUUACUUUUUCUUAUUCAUGCAAACCUGAUGAAAUCUCAGCUGCUGUAUAUUAUUUCACACAAUUCCCCUAACUCAUAUCCGACUGAUUGUUGAAAUAUUUCGAUGAUGAUUAGUGAUAAUUAUAUGCCCAGGAAUGAAGCCAACGGAAUGUGUACAGUGGAGAGUUAUAAAUCACGCAAGGUCAGAAUAUUUUAACAAAGUAGUAUGUCUAAUUACUGUAUGUUUUUAUAAUAUACUUGGUACAUUUUUUUGCAAACCAGAAUAACGUAGUGAUUAUAAAUUGGAAUUCCUUGGUAAGUGUUUUUAUGCGGUAGUGAACAUCUGUGAUUUCUUAAUUGAUGGUAAUGGUCGUAUCACAAGAAAUUCAACUUCUUUGUUGAGUAUUUUAUUGUUAUUAUUGCUACACAUUAGACGCCGUUGAAUUUUGGAGAAUAAAGACAUCACGUAUAUAGAUGCCACAUGUUAAGUAAUUGAUAAUUUUUUAAGAUUUACCGACACAAGAAAUUUAACACCCGAGGUGCGUCACCAUUUAUUGAAUGAGUACUUUGCAAAGACUACUGUUGGCGGUACGCUUUUUAGCGUUGUAGAUUAGCGACCAUUCAUUUAACGAUGGGAACGUUUCUGCCGAACUAAAAUAAUAAAAAAAAUUCUUUUUCCUCUCAGUUAAAAAUAUUGAUUUUUGCAGAAUGCUACGAUGACUUGUUCGAUACAUGUUUUCGGAUGGUUCACGGAAAAAUGAAUGCGAUCAGCUGUAAUCCGUUGCAACAAUCGAUUUGCAAAAAUAAACCGGCAACCACAGAAA
This is a messenger RNA of Neodiprion virginianus, 7579 nucleotides long. RefSeq names its product phosphoglucomutase (gene Pgm1). Gene Ontology annotation, molecular function: phosphoglucomutase activity; magnesium ion binding. The coding region runs from base 171 to 1865 and encodes 564 amino acids. Gene Ontology annotation, cellular component: cytosol. The record is from RefSeq and is a predicted model, not a curated record. Lineage: Eukaryota; Metazoa; Arthropoda; Insecta; Hymenoptera; Diprionidae. Gene Ontology annotation, biological process: carbohydrate metabolic process. The transcript has 7 exons.